Nothobranchius furzeri (turquoise killifish) is the source of this 2422-nucleotide messenger RNA. The record is from RefSeq and is a predicted model, not a curated record. Lineage: Eukaryota; Metazoa; Chordata; Actinopteri; Cyprinodontiformes; Nothobranchiidae.
CAACUUUCCAAAGUGCUGGUUUGUCUUCAACACUCUUCCGCCUUCGACGCGUUUAACAUCCUUACAGGCUUGUUUUUCGAUGGCAUGAAGCACUCAGAAGCUCUGAAAAGGUUUUGACCCUCAGCAGCGGCACAAAAGUGACCCUAUCGACUGGAAAAUACGGUUCAAAGCUCAGAAUGAAGACAAUUAUCUGGUUUGGAGUUGUGCUGGGUGCUCUCGCUGCUGCAGGAAAGGUCUUCAUCGCAGAAGUUGGGAUGAAAAAGGCACUCGAGUGUGGAAACCGCAAGACCAUAACAGACGUGCAGUGGAAUCAUGGUUCUGAACAGAUUUGCAAAGUUGAUGUUAAAACAGGUCGAUCCGUUAAAGGGAAAAGUAACAUUUUAGAAAGGUCAAGGAUAAUACAAGACAAAAAUCUGCAAAUCCGUCCAGUAAAAGAAAUGGAUGCUGGACGCUUCACCUGUAUAGCAGAUGGUGCAACUUAUGAGCACACACUUAUUGUGGUCUCAGUCUCGGUUAAUCCCUCCAGCGACCUCUCAGCGGGCGCGGAAGCGUCUCUGGAGUGUCGGGUCACAGAGCCAGACCAAAAGUCCACAGUCAAGUGGGAAAAGCCAGGUGGUUCGUUUGAGAAUUCCCCAAAAGUUCAGCUCAGCCCUGUGGAAGUCUCACAUGGAGGGCCUUGGCAGUGUCAUGUGACCAACGGUGCUGAAAAUUUCAGCAAAACUCUGAUGAUCUCUGUGAAAGGUAGAAUAUUUAUAGUCAAGGUUAAACUUUUAAUGUUUUUGUCCCAACAAAAGCAUUUUUUUCUUCUUCCAGAGGCCGAUCCUAAACUGACUUUACCAGUUCCAAAACAUGGUAAUCCCAACAUUCCCAAACCAUCCGAAGAUGAUCUUUCAUCACGUUGCAAAGACUCAGGCAGCACUAACCACCAGCCUCCAUCCGGCGGGAUGACGCUGCUGGGUCUGAUCUGGUGGGUUUGGGUUGCAGUCGGAGUUGGCAGCCUGGUUGUGAUCAUCCUGAUCGUUGUUGUCAUUGUCAUGAUGAGGAGAAUCAGGAGGCGGAAGAGGAAAUUUCUGAAGAUGAGGGACGCCAAAUUGCCGCCGAGAACCAAGAAGUACUGCCAGUGUGAGCGCCAAACAGCUGCAGCAAAACCGCAGCUAGGACGCCGGAGAGAGAAGCCGUCAGCCCAGCCGCUCCGACCCCUGCUGAUGGAGUGACAUGAAAGAGGAGGAAUGGUGAAAGAGGAAUGGAGAGAUGGCGAGGAAGAUAGAGAGAGGGAGAGAACAGCAGAGUGAGAGUGGCUUGAAUGUAAAUGAGCUAUUAAAUGUUCUGGAUGAGCAUAUCUAAUCAAAUGUAAUGCUAACGGCACUUUGAGCUUUUUUAUCAAAUGCUGUCGUCACAUCAUAUUUAGUUUCCUUUUCCUGUUUGUUGUCUUGAGUCUGAUUCUCCAAAUCUGUUUCAGUUCCAGCCACUUAGUGAUUGUUUGAUUUUUGCUCAGACUUUGCCAUCAUUUAUUUUAACCGUAAAUAAAAAUAGUAAAGAUUUGCAUCAAAUUCCAUCUGUUUUUCCUCUUCCAAUUAGGUUUUGCAUUAAGCCUCCAUCACAGGGAUGAAAUUGCACAGGUUAAAUUUUAUUUAAAAUGUCUGUACGCUGCGAAAACUGGUUUUCAAGAAGGUAAAAAAUCGUAUUUUUUAGAUGUGUUAUCAUAUUUUUUGGUUUAUUGUCUGUAAAAUCAUCACUUUUGUAACAAGGUAAAUAUUCUUAAAUCUGAUCUAAAUCUUGUUUGAGUUAAGUCUCCCAGUGGGGUUAGCAAAAGUUAAUUGGCUACAAUUCUAAAAACUAGCAAACUAUUCAAAAGUUAGAUUUAUUUGCUAUUUUUAAAACUUCUGACCAAUCAACCCUUACUUUCAACAGUCUUGAAACACCCCCGAUCCCAAUAUUUACCAGUUGUCUAUACGAAUAAAACCUUUACAUUCCUGUCAGUUUUGCACAAAAUGACUUGGACAGAAAUACCAGGAUACUCCUGCUAAAGUCCAUUGGAAGUUCAACAGCUGGUUACUACUUGCACAAAUAAUCAUAAAAUCAUUAGCACGUUGAGAUUUCAGUGAAAUGUAAAGCACAUUACAAAUAAAAUGUAUUAUUAUUAUUAAAAUAUGUAAAUUACCUCAUAAUGUGCAAUUAAGGCAUUGCAAAUGCUAAAACACCUUAAUCUAACUGCUGAAAUGUUUCCUCAGCUUUUAUUAGAUUCUAGAGGAGCGAUUCAUCACAAAAAUCAAACAAAUCAGCUGUGUUCAUGAUCUAAAACAUGCAGAAAGCGUGUUGGAAGCAGAAUCCAGCUCCAAUCCACCAGCAGGGAGAGGCCCGCCAACUCUGAAGUUGCAAGUCUGGUGUUCUGGCCACAGGGGGUGCUGAGGGUCUGCACAUA